AUGGGUAAAAACAAGAAGAAGGCAGCUAAUAAUAGGAACAAUGUUGUGGUGAUUUCCAAGCCUCACGGGAAUGUUUCUGACAAUGCUUUACCCGAAGAAGAGAGCUCCGUCACUUCAAAAUUGACGGACAUUGAUCAAAAUGAAGCUGAAAAAUCUAACGAUAAUGAAAUAAAGGAAUUACGCCAACAGAUUGAGGAAUUGAAGUCCCAAAUAGUUUCUAGUGGAGAGAGUAAUGAAAACGAUGAUAAUCGCUCCAAGGAGUUGAGCAAAUUGACCGAAGAGCGCAAUCACUUUGAGCACCAAUACAAUACCCUACUUAACCGGUUAUCAUCUAUGAAAACGGUAUUUAGCAAGAUGAAGGAGGCUCAAGAAGAGUUAGAGACAUGCCAGGAUCAGCUGCGAGAAUACGAAACGCAGAACCUUAGCUUGAAAAAUAAAUUGGACAAUGCGCUGAGAGACAACUCUGAACUGACGAAAACGAUUUCGUCAUUAAAUAAAGAGGUUUUGGAUUUGAAUGACGAAUGUGAGUCGCUAACAAAAGAUUCAGAUGAUUUGCGCGAGCUGACCAAAGCUUUGAAGAAAGACCUUGAAGGGUCGCGUUCCGAAACUUCUACACAAUUAGAGGAGGCCAAACGAGGUAAGCAACAACUAAUUGGAAAAAUGCAAGAAAUGGAACUCUUACUGGCAAAUAAGAAUCAAGACGUACGUACGCUUUCGCAGGAGCUUGAGAGCGUGAAAAUUACGCGUGAUGCCGCCGUCGAAGCGCGUAAGACUUUGGAGACGAAAUUACGCGAAACGGAGACCCUGUUAGUGCAAGAAAAAGAACUGAGAACCAGGGAAUUCAGUUCCAAAGACGCAGAAGCAGAUGGAUUGUCGCGGCAAAUUAAUUCCUUGACCGACACAAUUGCCAAAUUAGAGAAACAGAACGCGGAAUUAAAAUCGACCAUCGAAAAGCUGAAACCAGAAUCUCAAGCCAAGGAACAAUUACAACAAGAAUGUAAGGAAAAAACGCUCCAGAUUGGGAAGUUGCGCCACGAAGCUAUCAUUCUCAAUGAGCACCUAACUAAGGCGCUCGCGAUGCUCAAGACAAGUAAUGAUUCCGAAAGUGUCGACAAAGAGCUUAUUUCCAAUCUUCUCAUAUCAUUUGUGGCAAUUCCUCGCGGAGAUUCCAAAAAGUUUGAAGUCUUAGAAUUGAUUUCCAGUUUUUUAAGCUGGGAUAACGACAAAAAACGUCAAGCUGGUCUUCUCCGUACUGCGAAUGGGCUAAACGAUGUCAAAUCGGGAUCUAGAACUGAAAGCUUUGUUUCAAUGUGGACUGAGUUUCUCGAGAAAGAAAGCGAGAAGUAA
Lachancea mirantina is the source of this 1347-nucleotide messenger RNA. The record is from the annotation of a GenBank genome assembly. NCBI's taxonomy places the organism in Eukaryota, Fungi, Ascomycota, Saccharomycetes, Saccharomycetales, Saccharomycetaceae.